AUGGCCGCUGUCAAAAAAGUCGCCCUCAUUACAACCAGCACCCGAAAGCCCAGAGUUGGCCCAAAAGUAGCCAGUGUGGUCCAUGAAAUCAUCAAGAACGACACGGAUGCAUCUAGCGGUGUUGAGAUCACGCCGGUUGAUGUCGCCGACUUCAACUUGCCCAUCUACGAUGAAGAGGUGAUCCCCGCCAUGGUUCCUGCCAAGGCAUCCUUCUCCAAGCCACACACGAUCGCCUGGAGUACCGAGGUGGGAAAAUAUGACGCCUACAUCCUCGUCAUUCCCGAAUACAACUUUGGCAUAGCCGGAGCUACCAAGAAUGCCAUCGACUACCUCUACAACGAGUGGAUCGGCAAGCCGGCUGCGAUCGUCAGUUACGGCAUCCAGGGAGGAACGUUUGCGAGCGAGCAACUCAACAAAGCGUUGACGGGAAUGAAGCUGCGCGUUGCGGAGACGCGACCUUCCCUAAAGUUCCACGGUGGUAACGGGCCUGAUCUCUUUCUUGCUAUGGGGUCGGGUGGUCUAGGCGAGGACACAAAGAAAGAUAUUGAAGCUGAGGCACCAAUUAUUCUCAAGGCGUUCCAGGAGCUGAAGGAGCUGCUCAACGCCGAGAAGACUCAGGAGUCAGCCUAA
Messenger RNA from Fusarium keratoplasticum, 630 nucleotides. RefSeq names its product FMN-red domain-containing protein. The record is from RefSeq and is a predicted model, not a curated record. Gene Ontology annotation, molecular function: oxidoreductase activity; FMN binding. Bases 1 to 630 code for a protein of 209 amino acids. NCBI's taxonomy places the organism in Eukaryota, Fungi, Ascomycota, Sordariomycetes, Hypocreales, Nectriaceae. The transcript has a single exon. Gene Ontology annotation, cellular component: cytosol.